AUGUCAAACCAUGUGACUGCAACCACUACCAUUCUAUCCAGCCAAAGCUCCGAUGAAAGCAUUGAGGAGAUAUAUAUGAGCACUGCCUAUAUCUUCCUUAGCCUAAAAUUAGAUCGAGAUACGGUUGACACAGAAGAAAAGGCCGCAAGCUUCCACGAGCAGCGCCUGUUGAUUCCUGGGAAAUUAGCCUUCUCAUAUACUCAUGGUAUCUACUGA
This is a messenger RNA of Sclerotinia sclerotiorum 1980 UF-70, 216 nucleotides long. RefSeq lists its product with no specific name. Bases 1 to 216 code for a protein of 71 amino acids. The transcript has 3 exons. Lineage: Eukaryota; Fungi; Ascomycota; Leotiomycetes; Helotiales; Sclerotiniaceae. The record is from RefSeq and is a predicted model, not a curated record.